Molecule: messenger RNA, 1752 nt
Organism: Xenia sp. Carnegie-2017
Lineage: Eukaryota; Metazoa; Cnidaria; Anthozoa; Malacalcyonacea; Xeniidae
Product: glutamate-rich WD repeat-containing protein 1-like
Exons: 13
Coding region: 491-1525 (344 amino acids)
Molecular function (GO): protein binding
Source: RefSeq, a predicted model, not a curated record
AAAUGGAGGAAAAAGGUAGUGUAUUUUGACAACCGACUUCUGUGAUUAUAGUAUGAAGAACAACGAGGAAUUAUAUUCUAUUUAAGAGAAAAAUUUUAUAAUUUCUUUAAAGAUAAAAUGGAUGUUGAGUAUAAUGAAAAUGGCGAGAUGAAUAAUGAAAUUGAAGAUGUCCCUUCAACAUCCUCCACUCAAGUAGUAUCUUCGAAAGUGCGCAAGAAAAAGAAGAGAAAAAGAAGAAGAAAGCUCUUAAAACAAAUAAUAAUGGGAAUUCCGAUGAAAAUGCAAUGGAAAGUAGUGAAAUAAGUGAGGCUGAAUCAAAGCCAUCAACUGAGCAGCAAGUUUUUCUUCCUGGUGGUCCAAUAGAGGAAGGAGAAGAGUUGACAUUUGACACUUCAGCAUAUAAAAUGUAUCACAAAGUACAUUGUGGUCCCCAUGCUUGAGUUUUGAUGUUAUUACAGAUAAUCUUGGAGAAAAUAGAACAGAAUUUCCUAUGGCUAUGUAUCUUGUUGCUGGAACGCAGUCAGCUAAUGGAAAGCAAAAUUUUGUGAAUGUGAUGAAAAUGUCUGAGUUACAAGAAAUGGAGGAAGAGCGUAGUGAUGAUGAAGAUAUCAUUGAUGAAGAACCUGAGUUGAUAAUGGAACAAAUAAAACAUAAUGGAGUAGUUAACCGCAUCAGGUGCGCACAUAUACCAGGACGUGAAUUAGUGUCAACUUGGUCUGAUACUGGGAAAGUUUGUAUUUGGGACAUCUCUCAUCAAUUUAUUCAAUUAGAUAAUAAGGAUAACCAGAAGAUGACCGAGACAAGUACCAAUCACAAGCCUUUGUAUACUUUUACGGGACAUCAGACAGAAGGCUUUGCAAUGGAUUGGUCUCGAACAACACAUGGAAGGUUGUUAACUGGAGAUUGUCGUAAAAAUAUUCAUUUGUGGAAUCCAACUGACGAUGGAUCUUGGCAAAUUGAUCAGAGACCAUUUUCAUCACACACUAAUUCUGUUGAAGAUCUUCAGUGGAGUCCAAAUGAGCCAACUGUAUUUGCCUCUUGCUCCGUGGACAAAACUAUUAAAGUUUGGGAUAUCAGAGCAGCUCCAUCAAAAGCAUGUAUGCUUACUACCAAUGCGCAUGUUACUGAUGUCAAUGUAAUAUCUUGGAAUAGGAAUGAACCUUUACUUGUAUCAGGUGGUGACGAUGGUAUUGUCAAAAUUUGGGAUCUGAGACGGUUUAAAACCGGCGAGGCUGUCGCUGUGUUCAAGCAUCAUACAGAUGCUAUAACCUCUGUCGAGUGGCUAGCUACGGAUAAUUCAGUAUUUGCUGCUUCGGGAUCUGAUAAUCAGAUCAGCAUUUGGGAUUUGGCUGUCGAGAAAGACGACGAAGAAAAAGGAAAUAGUGUUGAUGUACCACCGCAGUUGUUAUUUAUUCAUAUGGGGCAGAAAGACAUAAAAGAAAUUCACUGGCAUUCACAGUUACCUGGAGUUGUUAUCAGCACCGGAGAAGAUGGUUUUAACAUCUUCAAGACGAUAAGCGUCUAAACACUUGGACGGGAAGAAGUGAGUGUUGAAGUGAGCAAUUUUAUUCGGGGAAAGGGUUUUUUGUUAUCAGACAAAACUGUCAGUUUAAUUAAAGUGGAGGCAAAUAUGCUGUGCUUGAUUUUAAUCCACGCGCAUUUUAAAUCUUUCCGCUUGGCUACUUAUAGGUAGUUAAGCACAUGAAAUUUCCUUUUAGCAUUCUUAUUAAAAAGAAAAUUUGAUGUGCUAAA